AUGAUGUCAAUGUUAAAUCAAGAAAAGUCCCGAGAACGCCUAUUGGAAAUCGCGAAAGUUUACGGGAUCGAGGGAUACGAUGGGUUUUGCACCUCGUUUUCGAUAGAAUCGCUGGAUUUCGACGGAAUGGAAUGCCACAUGUCAAAUGUGAACAACCCCAAAGAGCCAUCCGGAAUGGUUCCGGAAGAUGCAUUGAAGAACGUGUUGAAACUCUGCUGCCGCACAUUCUUCACAUUUUGGACGAAGAGCACUUUCCAUCAUCACUCAAGAUUGACACACGGUGGAUAUGUGAAGAUCCUCGUGAACUUGGAACGUCUGAUGAAUGGAGUGUGCAAAAUGAAGGGAGAAAUGCAGUCAGUAACCGAAUCCAUGAUAUCUACAAUCACCCGGAGGCUGUUUGUAGGAGAAGGCCGUAUAAACUUAUUCAAUUCAACAACACUGGUAAAUGUCGCGAAUAACGUAUUGUUGAAUCUGGAAGAGACUGAACGGAGUGAUAUUGUUGAAAAAGAAGAAAAUAUUGGAAUGGUUGAAGAUGAGAGAGACGAGACAAUGGUUGAGGCAACUGGUGAAAAGGAUCAAGUAGAGGAAACGCUCGAGACAAAAGUUGAUCCAGAUGAACCACCACGGUCUGAUGUGUCUAUGGAACCCCAUUCAGCAGAAGCUUCAAUCCAGUUGAAACGUCACGGAAUUCAACAUUUGGAUAUUAAUAACAAUGCUCACACGACAAAUGAAUCGACGCAUCCGGAUGUUCCCGAAUCCAUGUGCGUAGAUGUCACAAGUGUUCCGAAGGUGAGUGGAAAUUGGAAAAUGGAAGAAGGACGACGGUAUCGAAAAAGAAAGAGAAGACGUAGGAUUCAGAAGAUAUUGCUUCCCCACCGAUUGGAUAGAUCAGAACAAGCAAGAAUGGCAAUGAACGGAAAGUGUGAAUUUUCAAUCGUGAAUGUAAAUCGAGCUGCUUCAUACUCUGCCGAGAAAGUGCUCGAUGAUCUCCUUGCAAGUAUCGGUAUCAUUGGAGAGCACCACCUCAUCUCCUGCGUUCGACUUCCGAUGAAACGAUUUGGACAUGUUUUGACGUUCUCAAUUCGGAGUCCGAAGGAUUCCAAGAUCUUGAAUGAGUGUAUCGGAUCUGAAAAGAUUUGGUACUCUAGGUUCAACGGGAUCUUCAUGGCAAAUGCAAACGUCUUCAUUUGGACACCAAUUACUGUCGAAGAAGCUGUUCAAGGAGUUCUCGCCACUUCGAUCAAGCAAUUCGAUGACAGUUAUCAACUUCCGGAGUCAAAGAUUUGA
Caenorhabditis remanei is the source of this 1287-nucleotide messenger RNA. RefSeq lists its product as uncharacterized. The transcript has 10 exons. The record is from RefSeq and is a predicted model, not a curated record. NCBI's taxonomy places the organism in Eukaryota, Metazoa, Nematoda, Chromadorea, Rhabditida, Rhabditidae. The coding region runs from base 1 to 1287 and encodes 428 amino acids.